CAUUCACUCACUUUGGCUGUUACGAAAAUUGGUGACUAUUUCGUCAAUCAUCAUUGGAUGGAUAGUCUUCAGGUCUGGCCAGGCCGGCAAUAGAGGUGCUGAUUGUAACGGCCUGAUGAAGCCUAACGACUGAGUCAAGAUUGUUGGGAAGAUGAUAUCUCAGUCGUCCAGCAAUAGCCCCUAUCGUUUACUUUGCCUUUCUCUAUUAUUCAUUUACACUCACCCGCUGCUUCCUCUCUCAGGGUACGGACUAAACUACUCAAUUCCUUCUCCCGCGGUGCACAUGCGCCGGACUGAAAAGCCCAUGCCCGAACAUCCCUUUCCUCAUCAUUUAGACACUCCACCACACUACGGAAGCAUAGGAGAAUGUCAAACUACAGGGGAUCACAGCGAAAGAUGUUCUAUGUGA
Molecule: messenger RNA, 409 nt
Organism: Suillus discolor
Lineage: Eukaryota; Fungi; Basidiomycota; Agaricomycetes; Boletales; Suillaceae
Exons: 4
Coding region: 152-409 (85 amino acids)
Source: RefSeq, a predicted model, not a curated record